Pteronotus mesoamericanus is the source of this 4363-nucleotide messenger RNA. RefSeq names its product argonaute RISC catalytic component 2 (gene AGO2). The transcript has 19 exons. Gene Ontology annotation, biological process: regulation of DNA-templated transcription; regulatory ncRNA-mediated post-transcriptional gene silencing. NCBI's taxonomy places the organism in Eukaryota, Metazoa, Chordata, Mammalia, Chiroptera, Mormoopidae. The record is from RefSeq and is a predicted model, not a curated record. Gene Ontology annotation, cellular component: RISC complex. Gene Ontology annotation, molecular function: miRNA binding; protein binding; single-stranded RNA binding. The coding region runs from base 179 to 2761 and encodes 860 amino acids.
CGCCGCCGCCGCCGCCGCCUCCGCCCGCCGCCCGGGCCGCGUCGGGUAAACCUGUUUGGCGAGGCGGCCGCGCCGGGGCGGAUCGUGCGGCCGGCGGCUCCCUCGCGGCUCGCGGCGUCGGGGCCCGUGGCGCGCGCGCGGCCGCCCCUCGGCCCCGGAGCCCCUCGGCGGCGCCACCAUGUACUCGGGAGCCGGCCCCGUGCUCACGCCUCCUGCGCCGCCGCCGCCCCCCAUCCAAGGAUAUGCCUUCAAGCCUCCACCCAGACCCGACUUCGGGACCUCUGGGAGAACAAUCAAGUUACAGGCCAACUUCUUUGAAAUGGACAUUCCAAAAAUUGACAUCUAUCACUAUGAAUUGGAUAUCAAGCCAGAGAAAUGCCCAAGGAGAGUUAACAGGGAAAUCGUGGAGCAUAUGGUCCAGCACUUUAAAACACAGAUCUUUGGGGAUCGGAAGCCAGUGUUCGACGGAAGGAAGAACCUCUACACAGCCAUGCCCCUUCCGAUCGGGAGGGAGAAGGUGGAGCUGGAGGUCACGCUGCCGGGAGAAGGGAAGGACCGCAUCUUCAAGGUGUCCAUCAAGUGGGUGUCCUGCGUGAGCUUGCAGGCGUUACACGAUGCACUUUCGGGGCGGCUGCCCAGCGUCCCCUUUGAGACGAUCCAGGCCCUAGAUGUGGUCAUGAGGCACCUGCCGUCCAUGAGGUACACGCCCGUGGGGCGCUCCUUUUUCACGGCGUCCGAGGGCUGCUCCAACCCCCUGGGCGGGGGCCGGGAGGUGUGGUUUGGCUUCCACCAGUCCGUCCGCCCUUCUCUUUGGAAAAUGAUGCUCAAUAUCGACGUCUCGGCAACAGCGUUCUAUAAGGCACAGCCAGUAAUCGAGUUUGUUUGUGAAGUUUUGGAUUUUAAAAGUAUUGAAGAACAACAAAAACCUCUGACAGAUUCCCAAAGGGUCAAGUUUACCAAAGAAAUCAAAGGUCUGAAGGUGGAGAUCACGCACUGUGGGCAGAUGAAGAGGAAGUACCGCGUCUGCAACGUGACCCGGCGGCCUGCCAGCCACCAAACGUUCCCGCUGCAGCAGGAGAGCGGCCAGACAGUGGAGUGCACGGUGGCCCAGUACUUCAAGGACAGGCACAAGCUGGUUCUGCGCUACCCCCACCUCCCAUGUUUACAAGUCGGACAGGAGCAGAAACACACCUACCUUCCCUUAGAGGUCUGUAAUAUUGUGGCGGGACAGAGAUGUAUAAAAAAGUUGACCGACAAUCAGACCUCAACCAUGAUCAGAGCGACUGCCAGGUCAGCGCCCGAUAGGCAAGAAGAGAUUAGCAAACUGAUGAGAAGCGCAAGUUUCAAUACAGAUCCGUACGUCCGGGAGUUUGGAAUCAUGGUCAAAGACGAGAUGACAGACGUGACCGGGCGGGUCCUGCAGCCGCCCUCCAUCCUCUACGGGGGCCGGAAUAAAGCGAUCGCCACCCCUGUCCAGGGCGUCUGGGACAUGAGGAACAAGCAGUUUCACACGGGCAUCGAGAUCAAGGUGUGGGCCAUCGCCUGCUUCGCCCCCCAGCGCCAGUGCACGGAGGUCCACCUGAAGUCCUUCACGGAACAGCUGCGGAAGAUCUCGAGAGAUGCCGGGAUGCCCAUCCAGGGCCAGCCGUGCUUCUGCAAGUACGCCCAGGGCGCCGACAGCGUGGAGCCCAUGUUCCGGCACCUGAAGAACACCUACACCGGCCUGCAGCUUGUGGUGGUCAUCCUGCCUGGCAAGACCCCCGUCUACGCCGAGGUGAAGCGCGUGGGAGACACGGUGCUGGGGAUGGCCACGCAGUGCGUGCAGAUGAAGAACGUGCAGCGGACCACGCCGCAGACGCUGUCCAACCUCUGCCUGAAGAUCAACGUCAAGCUGGGCGGCGUGAACAACAUCCUGCUGCCCCAGGGGAGGCCGCCCGUGUUCCAGCAGCCUGUCAUCUUCCUGGGGGCCGAUGUCACUCACCCGCCCGCCGGGGACGGGAAGAAGCCUUCCAUCGCUGCUGUCGUGGGCAGCAUGGAUGCCCACCCCAACCGCUACUGCGCCACCGUGCGGGUCCAGCAGCACCGGCAGGAGAUCAUCCAGGACCUGGCGGCCAUGGUGCGCGAGCUGCUCAUCCAGUUCUACAAGUCCACGCGCUUCAAGCCCACCCGCAUCAUCUUCUACCGCGAUGGCGUGUCCGAGGGGCAGUUCCAGCAGGUCCUCCACCACGAGCUGCUGGCCAUCCGAGAGGCGUGCAUUAAGCUGGAGAAGGACUACCAGCCAGGGAUCACGUUCAUCGUGGUUCAGAAGAGGCACCACACGCGGCUCUUCUGCACCGACAAGAACGAGCGGGUCGGGAAGAGCGGGAACAUUCCAGCAGGCACGACCGUGGACACGAAGAUCACCCACCCGACCGAGUUUGACUUCUACCUGUGCAGUCACGCCGGCAUCCAGGGAACAAGCAGGCCUUCCCACUAUCACGUGCUUUGGGAUGACAAUCGUUUCUCUUCCGAUGAGCUGCAGAUUCUCACCUACCAGCUGUGUCACACCUACGUGCGCUGCACGCGCUCCGUGUCCAUCCCCGCGCCAGCAUACUACGCUCACCUGGUGGCCUUCCGGGCCAGAUACCACCUGGUGGAUAAAGAACAUGACAGUGCUGAAGGAAGCCAUACCUCCGGGCAGAGUAACGGGCGCGACCACCAGGCCUUGGCCAAGGCCGUCCAGGUCCAUCAGGACACACUGCGCACCAUGUACUUUGCCUGACGUGUUGUCGUGUUUACGAUUGUGUGCCGAGUUGGAUUCACAUGAGACCAGCUACACUCAGACCAACCGACGCCCAGCCCUGUUGUGACAGCCAGCAUAUGGGACAUGAGACAUCAUUGACUUUCGUAGAUAAUCCAUUCUCCAGAAUGCCUUCCGUCCAGAUGUCAAACUUCGAUUUUGAACUGCAGACCUGUAUGAGAUCCACUGUCGUAGAAAAUAUGGUUUGCCAAAAUCUAUGAGUCCCGUGUUUCCUAAAAUAUCUCCUAAAAGCAGUCUAUGAACUCAGGGCUUUAAAACAUUUUUAAUUUAUUUGGUCAUUCGAUUUACUUGUUUUUAACACAUGAUUCUCUAUGAAAUUGAUGGGCUCAAACUAGCUGUGAACGUUCUCUGAUAGGGAAAGCCGCGCAGACACAAUUGUGGUUUUAAAGCCUUGACCGGUGUGGCGUCGCCACUAAAGUCUCUCUCGCAGGGACGCUCGUGUGCUCCCGACUUGGCUCGUGUGAGCUCUCGUGGACCCGAGGGCAGGUGGCCACGCCGGCCGCUGCCCGCUUCUCACUCAGCUCAAGGGAAGGCGCGGGGGCAGCGGAGGUCACGUGCGUUUACAACAUUUCUAGGUCCAGAGAGAUUGGCAGACAAGUGCCAUUUUAAUAAAAAUUUAUUUAAAAAGAAAAAAGACAAUAUGCCGACAGUCUAAUCAUAAGAUUUGUCCUCGAGGACUGUGACAUUUAUUUUCCAAAGUUUCUAAAGAAUACGGGUCUGUGGUGAUACAUACAGUACAAUCCUUUUUCACUGUUAUGUCUUUAAUGUAAAAGAAGAAAUAUAUAUAUCUGGUUGGCAGUAUUAAUGUGAUAGCUAGAUGCUGUUUUUCAUUUUAUUGACUCCGGGGUGCUUCUUGUGACCUGUGUAGCGCAUCAGGAGUGUGUCGGAGCCUGGAGACUGGACGGCCUCUUGUGGCUUUCAGUGCUUAAGCGCAGGAGCACGCGACUGACAGACCGCGACCACGACCCGCCCCCUCAGUGUAGACUGUCGCCUGUGCCUCCCGGGGGCCCGGGGGCGCUCACCGCGGUCGCUCGCCGCCCCCCGCCUCCUCGCCCUGUGUCGCUCAGCCGAUUAAGCACAAAUGGAAUGUCUGCAUUCUUCGUUCCUGGGAAGCCAGGCUGCGUACCGGAGCGCUCUCCUCUGGCGAGAUUCACAGGGUCCGUGCAUGGAAAUGCAGAGAGAGCCACAGGCGGCGGCCCUGCUGGGUGCAAGGCCCGUGGGCAGCACCAGGGCCCUGGCCCCCGCAGGAUGGCAGGCGGAAGCCAGCGUCGUCCUGACCCUCCUGCGGGGGUCUGCCUUCUGGGCCCAGGCGCAGGGUCGCCAACCUAGAGGCCAUCGCACUGAGAGUGAAACACCACGAGCCGCUGGAGAAAGGCAACAGCAGCAGCUCUGUUUGUGCUAAAUGGGCUUUCUGUCCUCGUAAGCAGUUCUAUUGAGAGUCAAGUCCAUGUUCAUUGUAGACUCGAGGAAGGGGACGCCUUCCCCUGUGCUGCUUUGUGCUCCUCGGCUUCCUGUCCCUGCUGAUGGCCCUCCCCACCAGCCUGACGUUUACCUCCAGCGCGG